Molecule: messenger RNA, 2393 nt
Organism: Centropristis striata (black sea bass)
Lineage: Eukaryota; Metazoa; Chordata; Actinopteri; Perciformes; Serranidae
Gene: lcat
Product: lecithin-cholesterol acyltransferase
Exons: 7
Coding region: 182-1486 (434 amino acids)
Biological process (GO): lipid metabolic process
Molecular function (GO): phosphatidylcholine-sterol O-acyltransferase activity
Source: RefSeq, a predicted model, not a curated record
GUGUUCAUGGGCCGGUGACAGUUUGAUUAAUCAUCUCAUAGUAAAACCAGGUGUUUCAAAGCACUUUAAAAGUUUGAUAUGUGGCCAGGUAUGUAAGGUUUCCACUGGUCUGAGCUCAGUUUGUCGCCUCUCUCCUGCAGAUCGAAUACACACCGACAUAAAGCAGCAUAGCACCAGAAACAUGGGCUCCACGGGACACCUCUGCUCGCUGCUGCUGCUUGUCUGUCUGCUGGGAAUCCAUCACUCCUCAGCUUUCUGGAUUGUCAAUGUUGUCUUCCCUCCAGAAGCCAAACCCAGAGUACCAAGCAACAGCACUCCACCACUCAUUAUCGUGCCAGGGAACUUGGGAAAUCGUCUGGAUGCAAAGAUAGACAAGCCAACACUGGUCCAUUGGUUGUGCUACAAGAAAACUGAAAACUGGUUCCCCCUGUGGAUUGACCUCAACAUGUUCAUGCCUAUAGGUGUAGACUGCUGGAUUGAUAACAUUAGACUUGUUUACAACAGGACGACUCGGCGAUCAUCCAACUCACCAGGGGUGCAGGUGCGGGUGCCAGGUUUUGGGCAGACAUAUCCCAUUGAGUUUCUCGACAAUAACAAACUGGCUGGUUAUUUUUUCACUAUGGUGCAACAUUUGACCAAUGUGGGCUACAUCCGAAAUGAGACAGUCCGAGGAGCACCGUACGAUUGGAGAUUAGCUCCCAAUGAAAAUGCAGAAUAUUUCAGAAAGUUGCAGGACCUGGUGGAGGAGAUGUAUGACCAGUACCAGCAGCCUGUUUACCUGCUAGGACACAGCAUGGGCUGCCACUACGUCCUGUACUUCCUCAACCACCAGACACAGGACUGGAAGGACAAGUACAUCAGGGGCUUCAUUUCCCUGGCAGCUCCAUGGGGGGGUGCUGUUAAACCACUUAGAGUCCUGUCGUCAGGUGAAAAUGACGGCAUCCCGAUGAUUUCCAACAUCAAGAUCCGUGAGGAGCAGAGGAUGACAACAACAAAUCCCUGGAUGCUGCCAUCUGACAUAGUCUGGCCAAAGAACCAUGUGUUCAUCUCCACACCGACCGUUAACUACACCAACCAGGAUUACCAGCGCCUCUUCACAGACAUCAAUUAUGAGGACGGCUGGCACAUGUGGGAGGACACCAAGAACCUUACUAGUGAUCUCCACCCACCUGGUGUUGAGACUUGGUGUAUGUAUGGCGUGGGGCUUGCAACACCAGUGACUUACAUUUAUGACGAGGACUUUCCAAACUCUGACCCAGUGGACUUUGUUUACGCCGAUGGGGAUGACACGGUGGACAGCUUUAGCAUGGGUCUUUGCAAACGUUGGGUAGGGCAGCAGGAGAAGCCCGUCCAUGUGACAGAGUACCGAGGGCUGGCUCACCUGGACAUAGUGUUCCACGAAAAGGUGCUCGACCAAAUUGAACUUAUCUUGGAGGGCAAAUCAGAAAUACCCAAAGAGAUUGACGUCCGCUUUGGAUCUAAAUAGAAGACCACAGCAUUUAAGAGUUUGAAAAACAAAGACACAUGGAGUGCUGGAUUUUUUUUUUUGCAUUAUUGACUUCUGAGUCUGUUCAGCUGUCAAGAAAAAAACCCAUUCCACCCAGGUCCAACAUUUAUUAACAAAAACAAUUCUAAACCAAUCUUGACCAGUAACAAAUCUAACCCUGACCAAGCAGCCCAUAACCAUGACCCCCUUAUCUAAACUAAAGGCUGAUGACUUGCAGCGACCCUGUUCUGUUUAUGUCUGUUUCUAAAAUGCUUAGUUUGUUGUAUCUUAGUAAUCACGGUAUAAGUAUUUAUCACAAUAAUUCAAAAAUAGUAAUAGGGAUGUGCUUAUGAUGGUUCAUUUGAUGUUAGCAUAUUAUGUUUUCUCAGUCCAGCUAGGCGACUUCAAAUUCUGUUACAUACAAAUUUACAAAAAUACACAAUCCUGCUUUGUUUACUUUUGGUGGAUGAUGAAUUAAUCAUCACAUCAUUAUUUUUAAAGUGCACAUGCACACACAUACACACACCCAAUGACACACAUUUGUCAUAUUCUGUAGAUAGAGUUUGCCUGUAAUAAAUAAAAAGGCUAUAGGGACCUCACAAGUAGCCUAUGUUAUUGUGUAUCUUGUCACUAUAAUAUUUUUAUACAUAUAUAUAUACAUAUAUAUAUAUAUAUAUAUAUAUAUAUAUAUAUAUAUAUAUAUAUAUAUGUAUAUAUAUAUAUAUAUUAGUUAUCUGAGUAAAAUCUUUUGAAAAAUUAUGACAAAAAAAUCGCGUUUCUCCUCGGGCUCCUAUUAAUAACAGUAGCUAAUACAUUUAAAUGACUGGUGAUGUGAAUUUUUACUGUACUGUUCUUGCCAAAUGUAUUUGAAUUGUUCCACUUACAAUAAAGCACCUAAUACCACAAU